ACUGUGGGAUCAGCUGGAUCAGGCAGCACGGAUCGGACCCUCCGCCAUGAGACCCCGGAGCUCCGAGCCCCAGUAGCCGGGCAGCGGUCGCACCAUCCCCGCCUCCAGGAUGACCGGAGCCGCCGGAGGACCGUCGGCUUCUUGCCGCUUCGCCCAUUAUUUUGUGGUGUGUGGAGUGGACACGGAGACGGGCCUGGAGCUGGACGAUGGAGCGGGUGAGAGUUUCGAGCAGAGCCCCCUCCAUCGGUCCUUCAAGUCCAAAGUUCUGGUGCAUUACCCAGAAAACACAGACAAGAACCCCUUCAACAAAGAAGCUGUCAACAUGCUCUGCAUGCCCCGAGGUCUCUCCUUCGGCACCCAAGCAGACCGGCUGGACUCUCGGUUCCACUCGUUUACGGUCACCUCUGACGACGGAACGCGCUCCUACGGCUUCGUUCACACCUUCUACGAGGAGGUGACCAGUGCUCAGAUUAUCACUGCCAUGCAGACGCUCCAUCAAAUGCACCACGUGGAACACCACUCCUCUUCAUCCUCCUCCUCCUCGCCUUCUUCCUCCUCAUCUUCCUCUGCUUCCUCGCCCUCCUCCUCCAGCAUGGACUCGCUCGCGAGCAGCCUGGAGGAGUCGGACGCUGAGUCUCUGGCCGGGGCUUCUGGCUGCCUCGGCUGCGUGAGCUCCUAUGAUGCGGCGCGCGACACCCUGUAUGUGUCCAAAGCCCUCUGCCUGAUCACGCCGCUCCCCUUCCUGCAAGCUUCUCGACAGUUUCUGGCUCAGCUUCACCUGGCCGUCACGUCACAGACGGCACCGCCCCUCCCUCUGGAGAGCUACAUCUAUAACAUCCUGUAUGAGGUGCCCCUGCCUCCACCUGGGCGGUCACUGAGGUUCCAUGGGGUGCAGCGGCCCAUCGUGUGCCAGCGGCCCGAGCCUGGGGAGCUUCCUCUUGGGGACUAUCCUCUUGGGGAGGUCUUCUCCCUGCUGAGCGUGGACAAUGUGGUGAAGCUUCUUACCUGUGCGCUGCUGGAGACACAAGUCCUGCUCUACUCUAAGGACUACCAGCAUUUAAUGACGGUGGCAGAGGGCGUCACUACGUUGCUGUUUCCAUUUCAGUGGCAGCACAUCUAUCUGCCCAUCAUUUCUACUCCACUGCACCACCUCCUGGAUGCCCCCGUGCCUUUCCUUUUGGGAAUCCACCGCAGAGGCGGAGCGCAGAGGUCCUCCAUCCACCUUCCACAUGAGGCCAAUCUGUGUUUCGUCGACAUCGACAACCACAUUGUCGAAGCCCCCGAGGAUCUUCCCCUGUUUCCGGAUCAGGCCGAGCUGAUACAGGAACUGAGCGAGGUUCUGUUGCACUUUGGACUCGUGCCGCAGGGAGGAGUGACCACUAAGCCCACCACGAGCGCCACCGCCGGUUCCCCUCGCCUGAGCAGCCUGGUGCUGGAGGACCUGAUGGAGGACAGGACGAACGGGAACCUCGGUGGUGAGGAGCUGGCGGUGCUCGAGAGGCUUCAGGCUCUGGCCAAGAGGUGUGGAGGAGGAAACGCCUCCGAGGGAGGGAAGACACUGGGACAUGUGUUUGAGGAGGAGGAGGAGGAGCUGAAGGCUUCUAAGCUGAAUAUUCAGCUGAGAGAGGUGUUUGCUGUUCGCUUUGCUGCCAUUUUUGGCAGGUAUGAGGAGUUUAUCGUCCACAGCGCAGCAAAUUUGGACUCCUGGUUGAGCAACCGAGAGGGAACCUGCAGCUUUGAUAAGGGCUCAUUCCUCUCGAUUCAGCCUACGAGCCACUUGCACUUUUUAUCCCGGUUUCUGGAGACGUCCAUGUUUUCGUCCUUUGUGGAUGGGAAAAUUAUAUCCCGCUGGGUGGACAGGGAGCCCCUACAGCAGCUGUUUGACAGCCGUUUAGAUCGAGAGCGACCGUAUGACGUGAGCGACGAGGAUUCGCGCAACCGUCCUUACAGGAAGUGCACCACGCUCCUCGAGUCAGCUAAGGCCGUUGAGCGCAGGCUGCUGAAGACCGACCACACAGCGCUGCACCCUCACCUGCUGGACAUGAGGAUUGGCCAGGGUCGUCACCACCCAGGAUACUUCCCAAAGCUGCAAGCCGACGUGCUCGCACAAGCGCACAACACUCACAAGUGGUCUGGUCGUGUCACGGCUUCACGCAGGUCUGAACCAAAGAGGUCGACUGUUGUUGAUCACUCAGGAGUGGACAAUGAACCCAAACAGAGGCAUGCAUUCACAAGGAGAACCAUCCGUCAGUCUAAACUGCUCGACCCGUCGCCGCAGGCCGUGUCUCAGACUCACAGAGAGUUUGCUGAUGGGCUGUUGAGCGAAUGUCGUCUGAAGACCAAGCAGAUGUUGAUGGACAGGAUGGGGAAGGAGUGUGUGGAGCUGGGUCAGGGAGAAGCCAGCAUCACAGGUCUGCAGGAGAGCGCACUUAUCCGCGGCCUGUGUGAUCUGCUUGAGAGAACCUGGGGCCACGGUCUGCUGAUGAAACAGGGAAAGUCGGCGCUUUGGUCCCAUCUGCUUCACUACCAGGCUGCCCAGGAGAAGGCAGAGGCUCCAGCUGAUGCGUCAGGAUCUAACUGCUUGGACCAGAAGCUGCCUGAUGAUGACAAUUUGUUCCUGAGAGGCUCUUUAAUACACGACAUGAGGUUCAUCCAAACCAUGAGAGACGAUCUGUCUGAGGUGGCUCAGACUAGAGCUUGGAUCCAUUUGGCUCUGGAGAAGAAAAUGCUGUCCCAGCACCUCAAAGAGCUGCUGACGAACCAGGAGCUGCUCAGGCAGCUGUACAAUCCACAUGCGUUCCUGCUCUGUGAGGAAGAACGGGAACAGUUUUUGUUCCACCUGUUGUCCCUCAACACUGUGGACUACAUCUGUUUUACCCACACCUUCACCUCCAUCAGUUUUCCAUACCGUGUUGUCAUUAUACCCAUGAAGAAGCUGAGCAUCGCCAUGGCAACUGUUAACCCCUGGGUGUGUGUGUCGGGAGAACUGGGCGAUUCAGGAGUUAGGCAGGUUUCAAAGAACACACAGGAAAUCUUCUUCCAGUGCAAGAACCUGGGCAGGCUGAGCACCCUGCAGCUGGGAGUGCACGAGAACUCGGGCCUGUUGGCCAAGUGUCUGAUCGACUGUGUGAUGGUGUACAACGAGAUCACAGGACACACCUACAGG
Molecule: messenger RNA, 3166 nt
Organism: Nematolebias whitei (Rio pearlfish)
Lineage: Eukaryota; Metazoa; Chordata; Actinopteri; Cyprinodontiformes; Rivulidae
Product: DENN domain-containing protein 5B
Molecular function (GO): small GTPase binding; guanyl-nucleotide exchange factor activity
Source: RefSeq, a predicted model, not a curated record